Molecule: messenger RNA, 5475 nt
Organism: Closterium sp. NIES-65
Lineage: Eukaryota; Viridiplantae; Streptophyta; Zygnematophyceae; Desmidiales; Closteriaceae
Source: the annotation of a GenBank genome assembly
AUGAAGGCCAUUGUGGUGGCCGGCACGCACAGCGGCGUGGGCAAGACGAGCGUCGCCGUGGGGCUCAUGGCCGCCUUCCGCCGACGAGGUCUCCGCGUGCAGCCGUUCAAAGUCGGACCUGAUUUUCUGGACCCCAUGCACCAUCAGGCGGCUACAGGCCGAGACUCGUACAACCUGGAUGGGUGGAUGCUCAACAGGGAGGCCAACGUGGCAUGUUUCACACGUUUCGCAGCCUCAACUGACGUGGCAGUUGUGGAGGGCGUGAUGGGGCUAUUCGACGGUCGAGAUGGCAAGACAGAGGUCGGCAGCACAGCAGAGAUGGCCAAGAUCAUAGGGGCCCCUGUUGUCCUCGUUUUAGACUGUUGGUCUAUGUCUAGAAGCGCGGCAGCCAUGGUACAUGGUUACGCGUCCUUCGACCCGUCGUUGCGAUUCGCGGGGAUUAUUCUGAAUAAGGUCGCCAGCGCAGCGCAUGCCACGUGGCUGACUGAGGCGCUAGAAUCAGCACACGUCAGAGUUCCCGUCCUAGGUGGCAUCCCGAAAUCUGCUGACGUGGAGAUGCCAGAGCGCCACCUGGGAUUGCACCGGCCUGGGGUGGACGCGGACGGGGUGCCAGCUCAGCACGCCGAGCGGCUGGCGACACUGAUUGAAGCCCACGUGGACCUGGACAGGCUGUUGCAGCUGGCAGCUGACGUGGCAGGGGCGCCUACGAUGGGGCUUGGGGGAGGGGAGGGGAGUGUGUGUGGAGGGGAGGAUGUCGGAGAGGAGAGUGUGAUGGGCGGAGGAGGGAGUGUGAUGAGUGGGAUGGGAGGAGCAGGAGGGAUGGAGUGUGGUGGAUCGUUGGCCAAUGAGCUGCCUCCGUUGUCGAUGCCGCCUGGAAUGAAGCUUGCGCGCAUUGGGGUGGCGAGAGACGAAGCAUUUUGCUUCUACUACCAUGACAACCUGUCGCUGCUGAGAGAGGCCGGAGCAGAGAUUGUGUUCUUCUCUCCGCUCACCUACCCCCUUCCACACCGCCUCGACACUAUGUACUUUGGCCGCUCUAGCUGCUCUAGCAGCCAGAGAGGCGGGUAUCCCCAGCUGCACGUGGCUGCCGUGGCUGCUCUGGCUUCUCUGGCUGCUUGGCGUCCAUAUUUCCAAUCACCAUUGUGCCAUCUCCUUCCCCUCUGUUCACAUUAUUGCCUUUUGUUGCCCACCCUAUCAGAGGCGGGAGCAGAGAUUGUGUUCUUCUCCCCGCUCACUGACCCUCUGCCGCACCGUCUCGACGCCGUGUACUUUGGCGGGGGGUAUCCUGAGCUGCAUGCUGCUGCUCUGGCGGCCAACACCAAGUUGGUGUAUGCGCUCAGGGCGUUUGCUGCUGCUCUGGCCGCUCUGGCCUGGCUUGCAUAUUCCCGAUUCACCCUUGUGCCAUCUCCUGCCCCCCUGUUUUCAAUGCUGUUUCGUCCCACCCCACCAGAGGCGGGAGCAGAGAUUGUGUUUUUCUCCCCGCUCACUGACCCUCUGCCGCACCGUCUCGACGCCGUGUACUUUGGCGGGGGGUAUCCUGAGCUGCAUUCUGCUGCUCUGGCGGCCAACACCAAGCUGGUGUAUGCGCUCAGGGCGUUUGCUGCUGCUGGCGGGGUGGUGUACGGCGAGUGUGGUGGGCUCAUGUACCUGUCACGGAGCAUCGAGUUGUUCUGGGUUUGGAAGCUGGUGUAUGCGCUCAGGGCGUUUGCUGCUGCUGGCGGGGUGGUGUACGGCGAGUGUGGUGGGCUCAUGUACCUGUCACGGAGCAUCGAGUUGUUCUGGGUUUGGAAGCUGGUGUAUGCGCUCAGGGCGUUUGCUGCUGCUGGCGGGGUUGUGUACGGCGAGUGUGGUGGGCUCAUGUACCUGUCAAGGAGCAUCGAGACGAAGGAGGGAGAGGUGCACGAGAUGUGUGGGUUGCUGCCCUUCCGCACUCGCAUGGUGUCUACACUCAAGCUAGCCUACUGCACGCCCAAUUGUGUGUUGUUCCCGGCCGAGCUGGGCGAGAUGAGGGGGCAGUUCUUCCACUUCAGCGAGGUCGUUUCCUUUACCCAUCCUAACCCCUCUCUUUCCUCCCUUGCCUUGCCCCACCCUCUCUUGGUCUUCCCUCUUCGUUACCAGGUGCGUCCCCAGCCCAACUGUGUGCUGUUCCCAGCGGAGUUGGGCGAGAUGAGGGGGCAGUUCUUCCACUUCAGCGAGGUGGUUCUGGAUGACGGCUCAUUCCAUGGCGACCAGCUGGAGUUCGGGUACCUUAUCGAGCAGCAAACUCCAGGUGCCACCUCCCGUCCAGAGGGCUACAUGGUGGGGGCAGUGCUAGCGUCCUACGUGCAUCUGCACUUCGCCUCCAACCCCUCCCUCGCCCACGCCUUCAUAGACGCGUGCCGAACCGACCCUACCAAAUCCGCAGCUGUCGCUGCUGCCUCUGCCUCAGCAGUGGCUGGAGCUGGGGCGGCAGCGGCGGCAGCAGCAGGGGCGGCAGCUGCGGCAGCGGUGGCAGAUGCGUUGAAUGAAGACGACAGGUUGUCGCAACGAUCGGUCUCUCUGGGAGCUCGUUUCGUAGGAGGAGUGAGAGCGGAGGGAGGUGGGAUGCGAGGGGGUUUGAUGCUGGUGGCGGGGUGUCGCCACCUCAUUAUUUGGAGACGUAUGGGAGGGGAGGAGGAGGGGGAGGAGGAGGGGGCGGGAGAGGGGGGAUUGGUGGGUCAGGUGGAAUGUAUUAUGGAGGGGGGGUUUCGCCUCCUCAUUAUAUGGAAUCAUAUGGGCGAGGAAGAGGGGGAGGAGGAGGGGGAGGGGGAGAGGCAGGGGCAGGAUAUGGGGGUAUUGGAGGACGAGUGUAUGAUGCCAGGGGGCAGUGGCAUGAGGAUAUUAUCCCCAGAGCUUUAUCAGGUACUGUUCCUGGUUCUUCAGGUGCUUAUUCAGGUGGUUUCUCAGGUGGCCCGUCAGGAUAUGGAUAUGGGGCGGGAACGGGCGGCGGAAGUGGGGGAAGAACGGGCGGCGGAGGAGGAGCGGGGGGGGCGGGGAGGAGUUGACUGGGCUAGAUACGAGCUCUCACCACCCCUCCCUUACCAAUCCACAGGUUACAGCAGGGAGGGGAAUGGCAGUCAAGGGGUGGGAGGGCUGGGGUUUAUCCCUUCUCCCAUGCGGAGGUCUAUUUCUGAAUUGUGGGUGUCUGGGGGUGGGGGUGGUGGGCUGGAUGAGUUGAGUCUGGGCGGAGGGCAAGGGGCGACUGGGCAAGGGGGAAGAGGAGGAGGGGGAGGGGGAGGCGGAGGAGGGGGAGUAAAAGGAGGAGGAGUGAGAGGAGGCGGAGGAGGGGGAGAGGGUGGAGGCGGUGGGUAUGGGGGGACAGGAAGGAGAGAUGGAAGGGGGAAAGUCUUGGGAGGAGGGGCAGGAGGAGCAGGGGGGGAGGGAGGAGGGGAAGGAGUGGGAGGAGGGAGAGGUGGAGUAGGAGGGUCUAGUAACAGAGGUGGUGGGGGUGGUUCAGUGGCUGGGAGAUCAGGAAGUGGAGGAGGAAGUGGUGGUGGUGCUAGCUCAACCUCAGAUCCCUCUGCAUACCUCUCCACCGCUGCAAACCCCUCUUCAGCAGGUGCCUCUGCAACAGACGGUCGCAGCUAUGCGGAUUCCGGUUCUGCUUCGGAUUAUGAUGAGAUGAAUGCGAGUGACUUACGAAGCUCUUCUGAGUUUGAUGAGGGGCUGACGUCUAGUGGCCGGCUGUCGGAUUUUGUGGGGAGUAACAGCGGGAGGAGCGUGGAGCAGAUUUAUGAAACGGGAGGAGGGGGUGGUGGAGGAGGAGGAGGGGUGAAGGCGCCUUCUAGUGGGAAAAUGGCCGAUUUUGUGAGUGCAGGGGUCGGGGUUUUGGGAGAAGGAGGAGGAGGAGGGGGUGGAGGUGGAGGAGGAGGGGGAGGAGGACGGGGAGGAGGGUCAGCUGCAACAGCUGUUACUGGAGCUCGCCCCACCCCUCUUCCUACUUCUUCAGAUCUACCCCAGUUCAACACUCCUCCCGAACCUGCUUCCAAGGCAGCAGCCGAAGCUGCGGCAGAAGCUGCAGAUCCCCACACUCACUUCUCCCUUUCUAAAGACUUCUCGUUUGGACAAGCCAGUCUGGCUGUGGCAGAUACGGUGGAGGGUUGGAUGCGGUGCAAGGGGGUGGAAACGGGUGCUGGUGUGACAGUAGGGAGUUACGGGGUGACUGCAGCAGGGUUGAGAAUGGCAGGAGGAGUGGCAGGUGGAAUGCCAGGCGGAAUUCCAGGUGGAAUGUCAGGUGGAAUGGCAACAGAGGGACGGCAGUUGGGAGGGAAGAGCAGGAGAACUCGUGUGGUAUCACUGUCACCUUCCGCAACUGAUAUCAUCGUGGCACUCAGAGCGACGGACCAGCUGAUUGGCUUGUCGGAUCAGUGCCGCCCGUCCAGCUCCUUGCCACACCCAUGCCACGUGGUGCUUCGCUGCCCUGCUGCCAGCAAGCCGCCUUCCAAAGUUCAAGCCCCUCCUUGUGUGCUGGAUUCGGAGUGGUUGAGAGCGGUGCAGCCAGAUGUGGUGCUUUUAGGGGGAUCCACUGCCUGCCUGCGCUGCGACCUGCACUGGCAGGAUGGAAAUACACUGUCCACCGCUGCUGCUGCGGCUGCAGCUCCUGAUUCUGUUAGUGAUUCUGCUAGUGCUGCUGGUGUUUCUGGUGCUGCUGCGGCUGCUAGGGCUGGUGGUGGUGGUGGUGGUGGUGGUGGUGCUGCUGCUGCUACUGCUGCUGCUGGAGUAUCAGGAGUGGCAGAUAAGGGAAGGCAUUGUGACAGCCUUACCUUGGCUGCAGAGGUUCGGAGGAGCCUCGGUGAAUCAGGCUCGGGAGAAGGCGGCGGUGCAUCAAUCGUUUCUCUCCGUCCUGCCACACUCGCCCAGGUGCUUGAAUCAGUGGUGACAGUGGGGGCAGCACUUGGUCUGCAGCAGCCAGCCCAGGCCCUCUCCUCCCACCUCCACCUGCGCCUGCGCUCUCUCGCUGCUGCCCUCGCCACCGCUCCCCGCCCCCGGGUCACCUCCCUAGAAUCCAUCUCUCCUCUCGUUAUGGCUGGGCACUGGCUGCCCGAGAUGAAAGUUUUGGCCGGGGCAGAUGAUGGUGGGCUGCAGGAGCCGGGCAGCCCGGUGCGGAAAGUAUUGUGGGAGAGCAUUACGGCGUUUGGGCCUCAGGUGCUGUUUCUGACGCCGUGUGCUGCUGAUGUGAAGACUGCUCUUGCUCAGGUUGAGGCGCUUGCUCGCCUGCCCGGCUUUUGGUCGCUGCCCGCAACUGAAUCUGGGCAGGUUUACAUUAUCGAGUCAUGUCUGUUCCUCAACGCAGGCCCGCGAUUGGUCGAUGGUGUUGAGUUGCUAGCCAGAAUUAUUCAUCCUGACCGAGUAGCGGUUCCUUUGCCACCCGGAUGCUUCGUCUUGAAGCUGGAGCUUAGUAGGGAGAAACACUACCGAGCAGGGGACGUUCAUAAACAUUUUAGGCCGCUUCUAUAG